Messenger RNA from Pecten maximus, 4184 nucleotides. RefSeq names its product centlein-like. Gene Ontology annotation, biological process: protein localization to organelle; centriole-centriole cohesion. Gene Ontology annotation, cellular component: centrosome; centriole. The coding region runs from base 200 to 4138 and encodes 1312 amino acids. NCBI's taxonomy places the organism in Eukaryota, Metazoa, Mollusca, Bivalvia, Pectinida, Pectinidae. The transcript has 38 exons. The record is from RefSeq and is a predicted model, not a curated record.
UCUGGCCUGUGAAUAUUGCAAGAUUUGUUAUGUCGGUCGGCAAACUAGGUAAUCGGGAUAUCGAAAAACAUGUGCUGUUGUUUCGGAUGUUAAUGAAUGCAUUUCAGUACAUAUGAAAAAUGUUAAGUGUGGCAUAAAAGUGUGGUAUGAAAUUGUAUACAACAUCUGACUGAGGAAGGACAACAUUUAAACAGCAAGCAUGACAAAUUCAAUGUCAAAAGAGGAAGAGAUUGUUCAGCUGCAGGACCUGAACCAACAGUUGUGUGAUGAGCUGAGACAAUGCCAGGCAGACAAAGAUUUUGUUUGGUCUCUUUGGAAGAAAUUACAAGUGGCCAACCCUGAUGUUACGAAGGCUGUGUCACUGGUAGUUCAAAGAGAAAAAGAAAAGUCGGAGAAUAAGGACAGGAAGGUACUGGAAAUACUACAGAUGAAAGAUGAGAAGAUCGAGGAAUUACAAACACUUGUGGCGGCCCGAACCAAGGAACUUAGUGAAAUUGCUGUGCGGCGAAUGGACAACCAGGACAACUUUGGCAAGAUACAGACGGAGAUUGACUGUUUGCGUGAUCAAAACUCUCACCUAGAAAUGCAGGCUGCGGUUUCGCUCAAGAGUUUUGAGAAUCGAGACAAGACAAAAAGUGAACUUCAUCAAAGUACAAUAGAAAAUCUACAACACAAGAAUAGUGAACUACAUAUUCGUUGUGAGAAGCUGAAUGCUGAUCUGGAUUCUUCAAAGAAGACCCUGGCAGAUAACAUUGCUCAAAAGGUCAACAUGGAAAACAAGACUAAGAUGCUGGAAGCAGACGUCCUUGAAAAGGUCACCAGAUUUGAGGGCAUUAUUGAAGAGCUAGAGGAUUCUAAGAAGUUACUGAGGCGAUACGACACGCAGCUUAAACAAAGUCACAAAGAAACAGAGUUCAAAAACCAGGAGUUAGAAAAUAUCAGGAAGGAAUUAUCAGAGCUGUGGGGAAACCAUAAUCAGCUGACCGAACACUCCAGUCAGCAAGCAGAUCUCAUCAGGCAACUGCAGUCUUUACAGCAAGACACACAGAAAAUGAUGAAGAAUGCUGAGGAUGCCUACUGUAUGGAAGCCACAUCUGUCCAGGAUAUGUAUACAGAGCUGACCCAUCGGUAUGACAAGUCAAAAAAGAUGGAAUCUGAUCUGCGGCAUCAAGUCCACUCCCUGCGAAAGGAAAUGAUGGAGAAGGAUGAUAUCAUUUCAAAUCUACAAAGUAAGGUUGACCGAUGGCAAAGGAAACGAAACAAAGGCUCCUCUGCCCUCAAUGGUAGCUUUCUGGCUGAGGAUAAGGCUGAUGAUGUGGAGGCCAUGGCCGAUUUGGAAUUCAGAGUGAAAAGUAUGCAAAGGGAGAUAAAUCUACUUCAGGAGGAGUUGGCAUCCAAGGAUAGACAAAUAGAUAGACUAGAAAGUGAACAGGGACAUUCUGACAUUGAGUUUGAUGUAUCUGGACUAAAUCGGCGAGAUCGGACACAUUCCACUCCUGCUCGUGAUGCAGAUAAACUCAGAUCUUCCCGUCCAACUGCUCCAAAAGCUGGUCACAAGCGGUCACGGUCCGUGUCGCCACGGAUCCAUGUCCAGGACAAGGAUGUAAAACUGAAGCUGGUUAAGGCUGAGCGAUCACUGGAAGAUACAAAGAAUUUACUUAAAUUGAAGAAUCGAGAAGUGGAGGAAAUGAAGAAAGCCCACGCUAAACGCCAGACUCGCCUUAAGGAGGUCAGUGCCAACUACAAACUUGUCAAGGAUCAACUCAAAUCAAUGGAGGACGAACAUUUUGGAAGAAAAAAGAAGAAGGGUAAGCGGGCUGACCCGAGAGAUCUGCGGACAGAGAACAGUGAUGGUGUGUGGAAUGAACUAGCUCAUUACAAGACGGAGAACAGAAACCUACUUGUAGAAAGAGUUAGCAUUGAGGAGGAGAUAGAUUCUUUACGUGUAAAAACCAGUCAGGAUGCAGCAACAGUCCACGAACUCCGUAUUGCCCUUACACAGGAGAAGGAAGGUCGACAGUAUGACAGACGCAAAACUGAUCUCAGGGUACAAGCACGGUCUGACCAGGAGUCUGAGAUACGUCUGCUCAAAUCUGAGAUACAAAGUAAGGAAGUCAAUCUGGAUAGGAUGCAGAGGGAGCUGGAUGAUAUAGGAGAGGAAAAACGAAAUCUACUGGAGGAAAAAAGGUCUCGUAAGGCAGAGUUACUGGAGUUAAAACAAGAUCAAGCUCAGCAUCGGAUACAGACUGCUGACUACAAACACCGUAUCAAACAGUUAGAACAAGAGCUUGAUGAGGAGAGAACUAGGAACAGUAUACUACAACAGAGUAAGGAAGUGACGGGGUCAAAAUCCAAACACAGGAUUCGCAACAGAUCAGGAAGUCAUGCGGCCAGACAGUACCAGAAAUCACUAAAUAAAAGUAUAGAAAAGAUGAAGUCAGUGUUUAGGAACUUUGAGGAUGAUGGAUGGGAGGAGGUCUCCGGCUCUCAGGACGAGGAGGAAACUGAGAGUGAUACUCUAGGACAAGCCAUUGUGUCAAGGUCACGGACACAGCUCUCACCUACCGACUGUACAGACAGCUCCUACUCAUCACAGGUCAAGACUCGUCCCAAAGCUAAGCAAUCACUAUUGCAACGACAGUCCACUCGUACCCGGCGAUCCCUCAUACGCAAUCUACAGAGGGGAUGUCGUUCCUCCCAGUCAGACCCCCCAGUAUCCUCCAGCACUACUUCAGCUGAUGUAGCACGCACAGUUGUGUUACGAGAGACGGGAACUUCACCAAUAAGCCAAGCCUCAUCAAAGGAUGUUGUAACCCCUUCCCCCUCUCCUGCCAAACUCCAUGAGCAGAAGAUGGCCCACAAUCACACCCUCCGACAACUGAAACAGACAAAGCAGAGAGUCCUAAACCUGCAACAACAGGUAACCAACCUUCGAGAUUCAAGGGCGGCAACUUUGAAGGCUUUCCAGGAACACAAAGAUGCCAGUCAACAGUUGGAGUCUGACCUUCACUUAGCCAAUCAGAGGCUCCGUGUAUCAAAACAAAAUAUACAGAAAAUGAGUACUGAAAUAGAAAAGUUACACAAAGAGAAGGCUCACCUGGAGAGUGAACAGGUCCUGAGAGAGGAGACGGUCACUACAGCAGUUAGUACGGACAAACACACAGAACAGGACUGGAAACUGUUAGAACAAAGGCUAAAGAUGUCCUCCAGUGAAGUGUGUCGCCAGUCCGCUUCACUACGACAGAUGAAACAAGAAAACACAAGCCUUCAGGAUCAGAUACGAAACCUCCAGGACAGAAUCAACCAUUUGGAGAGAGACAACAAUCAGAAACGCACCCUAAUUGAGGAUACACGGAAUAAACUACGAAUGGCACAGGACAACUCUCGUACUGAGUCCAACAGCAUGGAAGAAAUGGAGACGAGGAUCAAACUGUUACAGGAAGGUGCAGAUAGGUCGCGAAUACAGGCGGAUUCCCUAAAAAAGAGACUUGGCGCCAUAACUCGAGAGAAGAAAGAAUAUGAAGACAGGUUCCUUAAGGCACACAACGACCUGGAGCGGAAGACAAAGUUACUGAUGGACUGCCAAAAUAAGAAGAUGGAGCUGGAGGAUGCUGUGAGGGAGUUAGAGGCCACGGCGCAACAACAGUUACGAGGACUGGCAAACCAGAGUGAGGCUGCUAUUGAGGCUGCUCAGGACAAACUCAGUCUGGCUUACGGGAAAAUACAGAUUUAUCAACAGUUUGUCAAGGGACUGGCAAAUGAUUUGGUACGGAGGGUAGGACAGACACGCUCCCACCUGAAGGACAUCCUCAUCAGGAAGGAAGAGGAAGAGCUGAUUCAAAGACAGAUUCAGAAUCAGAGUCAUGGAAAUGCUUCACUCCAGAAAGCACAAAGUCUGGCCCGUGACAUCCUCAAUCUUAGCCAGUCCGACUUGGAUGAUAUCAUGAGUGCAGAUGGAGAUUCAAUAGCGGAAAGUGAAAUCAGUACUGACAAAAGACUGGACAGGAAAUGGAAUAAAAAAUGUGAAAAACUUAUAUCAGGAAAGGAUGACUUUGCCUUGCCACUGAUAGAGCUGUUUGUUCAGAAGAUCGAGGAACGUUGCGAGCUUCUAGUGAAACUUCAACAGACUGCCAGCUGAGAAAAAAACCCAAAAAAUCCUGUUUUGAAAUGGUUUAGUUGGAAUC